AACAACAAGAACAAGUGCUCCAAAAAUCUUAAGAUGUUAGGAUUAGCAGUAUGCGUCGGACUAAGUCUUCAAGUGGUCUUAUGUGACCCAGCACCAGCAACUACCGCGGCUGUACAAGCGGCCCCAACUGUCCCAACUUCCUCUGCAUUUGUGAACCCCAAUUUUGCUGGUAACCCAGCGUUUUCUGGAUAUAAUGGAUACAGGAGUUGUUACAAUACAGCUAGUCCAAAUGUACCUAUAAUUAGUUAUUCCAGCAACCGUGGCCCAGAUGGAAGUUACUCAUACAGUUAUGCUACGGGAGACGGAAAGCAAGCCCAAGAAAGUGGAUUUUUGAAAGAUGCCUAUAUUGACAAUACUGGAUCACCACAAGGAACACAGGUUGUUGAAGGCAGUUAUGCCUACACUUCUCCAGAGGGAACGCCCAUUCAAGUCAGUUAUGUUGCUGAUGAAAAUGGUUUUAGAACAGCCGGUGUGCACAUUCCCGCUGAUGGCAAAGGCGUGGCCCCAGCGCUGCUAGGCAACGGCGUGGCACCUGGGUUGCUUGGCAAUGGCUACAACCAUAUUUACGACCCUAGACAGAAUCGCUUUAACUACGACCCACGUUACAAUAGUUUUAACAACUAUCAAAGCCCACACAACUUCAAUCAAUACAAUCCCGCAAGGCCUUUUGCUGCCCGAUACAACCUCUACAAUCCGUACCGCAAUGUUAAAGAUAUCAAGAAAACAGUAUAAAAUAUUACACUUAAAAAAAGUAUGUACAAAUUAUUGUAAAAGUGUAAAUAAAAUGGUGGUAGUGUUGAA
Messenger RNA from Pieris brassicae (large cabbage white), 801 nucleotides. It is a transcript of the gene CPR53, whose product is annotated as endocuticle structural glycoprotein SgAbd-2-like. Gene Ontology annotation, cellular component: chitin-based extracellular matrix. NCBI's taxonomy places the organism in Eukaryota, Metazoa, Arthropoda, Insecta, Lepidoptera, Pieridae. The transcript is spliced from 5 exons. Gene Ontology annotation, molecular function: structural constituent of chitin-based larval cuticle. The record is from RefSeq and is a predicted model, not a curated record. Bases 34 to 732 code for a protein of 232 amino acids.